CUUAGACUCAUUCGCCAUUUUGAUACAGUCGAGUGAACGGUGCGGCGAACGGUUGCAGCUAACCAGCGACGUAAACGAUACUCUGACGAUUUAAGGACACCAUUUGGACAACAUGAGUGGCUGUCGUGUCUUCAUUGGCCGCUUGAGCCCACAUGCCAGAGAAAGAGACGUUGAGAAGUUUUUCAAGGGAUAUGGACGGAUUCGGGAAAUCAACUUGAAGAAUGGAUUCGGCUUUGUGGAAUUUGAUGACCAUAGAGAUGCAGAUGAUGCUGUAUACGAGCUGAAUGGCAAAGAGUUGUGUAGCGAAAGGGUUACUAUUGAACAUGCUCGCUCUAGAAGAGGAAGAGGUGGUGGACCUGGAAUGGGCCGUUUCGGUGGUGGAGGUGGUGGUGGUGGCGGCGGCGGCAGAGGAGACGGAAGCAGCUACCGCCAGUCCCGCAGCAGUGGAUCCAGAUAUGGCCCUCCUAUGCGGACUGACCACAGACUCAUUGUAGAGAACCUGUCUUCACGGAUCAGCUGGCAGGACCUGAAAGACCUGAUGAGAAAAGCAGGUGAAGUCACCUUUGUGGACGCACACAGACCCAACAAAAAUGAAGGGGUGGUUGAGUUUGCAUCUCGCAGUGAUAUGAAGAAUGCCAUCUCCAAACUUGAUGGGACGGAACUAAAUGGACGCAAGCUGAAGAUCUUUGAAGACAGGAGAAGUCGCAGCAAGAGCCGCUCCCGCUCCCGCAGCUACUCUCGCUCAAAGAGUCGUUCCCGCAGCCGAAACCGCUCCAGGAGCCGCUCCAGGUCACUCAGCCGCACCCCUGAGAAGAAGACAUCAGGAGGAGGGGGCAAGUCUGGAGCCAGAUCCCCCUCCAGAUCCAAGUCUCGUUCCAAGUCCCGAUCCAGGUCUCGCUCCCGCUCCCGCUCCCCACCUCCGGCUCAGAACAAGCAGUCCCGCUCCCGGUCCCGCUCACCACGUUCUCGCUCCAGGUCCCGCUCACGCUCCCGCUCAGCCUCCGCAGACAGCAAACACUGAGGUCGAUACACAUGCUGGCCCCAAAAUAGACUGGUAGUGGAUCACCCACCAUAGGCCUGUAUGGUGUUUUUGUUUUAAAGAAGGGGAGGGAACUGCCUUUUACGCGGCUUCUUUGGAAAAAGAUUUUCAGAUAUUAAUGUGCCCACAUGAAUUUUGAUUUCCUUUUUUUUUUUUCUUUAGUUUGGAUGUGCUUCCAUCAGGAAAAUAUUAUUUUCCCUCUUUGAAAACCCUCCUCACAUUUUGAUGACACACACACACACAAUGACAACCCGCUGUCUGUUGAAGCUGUUGGCCGUGUUUUGAUUCCAUCCUCUCCCGUCUGCUUUGCCUGGUUGUUUGAGGUUGAGUUUGUCUGUGUUUUGUAACGCGAGCUCCUGGCAUCGCUGUGAAACUGUGAUUCUGCUUCUCACAUGGUGCGUUCGCUGACCUGGUAAUGUAUGUAAUGAUUAGAAAUACAACAUCUCAGUUGGUGAUUAAUUUCAGCUUCCUCUUGUAGUGAUGUUGUAAUCUAACUUUGACUGGCUCUUUUUAAACACUGCUGUAUCAGGACUGUCUUGUUAGUGACCCUUUAAACCCCCUUUUUUUUUUAUUUACUGAAUCCCCAGAACAAGCUUGUGACAUAACUCUGAGCACAAGUGUCUUUCUCGGCAAGAAGAAAUGUUGAUUGAUUUAUCACUAAUAAAACUUGCUGCAUAUUUACAUUUCUUUUGUUAUGACCAGAAGGGACAAUGGCAACUCUUUUUUUUUAUAUUUUGAGUGCAGGUUGUGAGACUCUUAAAAUUGUUCUCUGCAGUUUAAUUGAAUAAAAGUUUCACAAACUCUUAAA
This is a messenger RNA of Solea senegalensis (Senegalese sole), 1847 nucleotides long. RefSeq names its product serine and arginine rich splicing factor 5a (gene srsf5a). The record is from RefSeq and is a predicted model, not a curated record. Gene Ontology annotation, molecular function: mRNA binding. The transcript has 8 exons. The coding region runs from base 113 to 1021 and encodes 302 amino acids. Gene Ontology annotation, cellular component: nucleus; ribonucleoprotein complex; cytoplasm. NCBI's taxonomy places the organism in Eukaryota, Metazoa, Chordata, Actinopteri, Pleuronectiformes, Soleidae.